Messenger RNA from Aspergillus alliaceus, 1845 nucleotides. RefSeq names its product putative MFS allantoate transporter. Gene Ontology annotation, molecular function: transmembrane transporter activity. Gene Ontology annotation, cellular component: membrane. Lineage: Eukaryota; Fungi; Ascomycota; Eurotiomycetes; Eurotiales; Aspergillaceae. The coding region runs from base 142 to 1716 and encodes 524 amino acids. The record is from RefSeq and is a predicted model, not a curated record. Gene Ontology annotation, biological process: transmembrane transport. The transcript is spliced from 10 exons.
UGAUGUCCUUCUCUUAGACUUGCCUGGGUCUUUCAUAAAAACAAAAACGACCCCUCAUCUUAUGCAACUUUUCCCACAUCUAUCUCAGGCUGGAAUUUGAUGGCUUACCUGACGCCUUGGAAAUAAAUAGAAAUCAACAAAAUGAGCGGCGGACAUAAUCUAGAGCCUGCUCCAGGUGCUAAGUCUGGCUCGGCAGAAAUACCAACAGUUGUCCACAGCGAGCAUACCAAUGUUGGCUCUGGUUGGAAAGUCCCAAAGCCGAAAGAUGGAGAUACGGCAAUGGCACUGUUCAGUGACCAGGAUCUCCAGGAACCAGUGGACCCAGCUGAGACGAGAAAAUUGCUCUGGAAGAUCGAUUUCAUGAUUUUGCCGUAUCUUGCCGUUUGCUACGCCUUCUUUUAUAUUGAUAAGACAACGCUUAGUUACGCAGCGAUCUUUGGGAUCAACGAAGACCUCAACCUUCAUGGCACACAAUAUAGUUGGCUCAGUAGUAUUUUCUACUUUGGAUUUCUCGCUUGGGCGUUUCCCACCAACUUUCUUAUGCAAAGGUUGCCCAUCGGAAAAUACCUAGGAGUAAAUAUCUUCAUGUGGGGCGUAUUCCUCAUGAUCCAAGCUGCAUGCAAUAGUUUCACCACACUUGCUGUGCUUCGAGCUCUGGGGGGUGCUGCGGAAGCUUGUGCAGACCCUGCCUUUAUGCUAAUCACUAGUAUGUGGUACACACGACGCGAGCAGCCUGUCCGUAUUGGUCUUUGGUAUACGGCCAAUGGGUUGGGAAUUGCACUUGGCGGCCUGUUAGGCUAUGGAAUCGGUCAUAUUAAGGGUGCUCUUCCGUCCUGGAAGUAUGAAUUCAUUAUAAUUGGUGCUCUUUGCUCGGCCUGGGGAAUCGUGAUGUUUAUCUUCCUCCCUGAUUCACCAGUCUCCGCUCCUGGUCUUAGCCAACGUGAACGCCGAAUCGCAGUGGAAAGAUUACGAGACAACCAAACCGGUGUCGAGAACAAGCAUCUCAAGCCUUAUCAGAUUCUGGAAGCAUUUAUGGACUACAAGAUAUAUUUCUUCUUCAUUCUCGGUUUGGUUUGCAACAUCCCAAACGGCGGCAUCUCCAAUUUCGGAACCAUCAUCAUCAAAGGGUUCGGAUAUUCCACUCUAGUUACCACUCUCAUGCAGAUACCUUACGGUGCCCUGAUCGCCAUCUCCAUUCUAGCCUGCGUAUAUCUCAACGAUCGCUUCGAAAACAGACGCUGUCUUUUUAUAGUAAUUUUCCUCAUCCCAAAUAUAGCAGGAGCCUUUGGCCUUCGCUUUGUCCCGCUGGAUCAACAAGUCGGCCGACUCAUCUGCUAUUACUUGACAGGCCCAUAUAAUGCGGCCUUUGUUCUGGUCCUGAGUAUGCAAGUUGCCAAUACAGCUGGCCACACUAAAAAAGUAGUCACAAACGCAGUCCUUUUCCUGGGCUACUGCACCGGAAACAUCGCUGGCCCAUUCUUCUAUAAAGAUAGCCAGAAGCCGACCUACGAGCUCGGAAUCUGGUCUAUGAUUGUUUCGCAUCUGAUUGAAGCCGUCCUCAUCACUGCCUUGGGUCUUCUUCUUCGCUGGGAGAAUAAGAAGAGGGAUAGGAUUCAGUCUCAGAUGGAAGGCGGGCUAGAAGGUAGAGACUUAGAUUCUACGGCUUUUAUGGAUCUGACAGAUCGGGAGAAUUUAAACUUUCGGUAUAUCUAUUAAUCGGAACUUCUAUAAGAAUAUGACAUCUUUUGCCCAUUAUAUCGAUAGCAGACAUUAUAAGGAGAGAGGAAAGGCUACAACUCGAAAUGGAUAUAUUCAAUAUAGCUAAUAUAAUUACAUCUAGCUUGA